CAAAAGUUCCAUCUUUAACAUCUUGGACUCCUAAUACUACACCACUCCAGAUGGCCUAAAGGUAAGGAGAGACUCGUGUCAUCGCCUCAUGCUCAUCUCUUUUCUCUCUGAACCAAGAAACAAAAUAUUUUCGAUUCAGCGCGCGCCUUCUCUCUCUGCGUUUACCCCCUCUUUCUCUCCACCUCUCUCUAUCGCUGAGCACUGCGCGAUUCGACUUGGACUCAGCUCCGACUCAGUAUUGACCCGGUCGUCGAUCAUUCGACAUAUUGGAGCUUCGCCAAUUUCACUUGUCCAAACCCUACAUUAUUGGGCCGGAUUUGCCUUGUGACGUGAUUUUUUCGGCUGAAUUUAUAGGAUUCUUCAUCAAAUUGAUGAACUGGAACACUCACGACAGAAAGUAUGAGCAUUUUCAGCCCUGGUGAGGACGGAGGCAAGUCGUAGGGCUUGGUUUUCCCGAGUUUCAGGGGAGGAUACCAGUGACCCUUCCAUGGGCAAUGGCGGAGUUGCAUGUGUUUCUUCACAGCAUAUCAUGGAGCGUUUUUCUACCUGCAGAAGCAAAAUUAACAGCAAAAAAUUCUCUUCUCCAUCAUCUACUUCAUCUUCAAAGCAUGUGAAGGCUAAUGCGAAAAUGAAGCCAAAAAAGGAAAAUGGGGAUGUGGAGUUGAAUGAGAAAAGUGAAAUUAAAGAAGUCGAGAGUAAUAACUUUGACACUGUGAGUGAUGAAAUUGAGGAGGGUGAGCUAGGAACCUUGCCACCUGAGAAAGAUCACCAUGCUCUGGAGAAUCAGCUAGUUCAAAGGAAAUAUGAAAUAAGGAGUGAAGUUGAAAAGCUAGAGGUUGUGGUUGACACGUGGAGGGGAGGAGGAGAGGGUCAGAAGAGUGAGUAUUCCAAAGGGAAAUGGCAGAAAGGAGUAUCUAGAAGGUAUGCGGUGAAUAAGAACAAGAAUGGGUAUGAGUUGGAGAAAGGUGAGUUUUUACCUGAUGAUAAGUGGCGAAAAAGUGAAGCUCGCCCAGCAAAGGACGAUCACAGCCAUCCAAGGCCACACAGGGGGUGGAAGGUGGAGCUUGACUGUACUACACCACCUUCAACCAGGGACAAGGGAUGGAGAAAUGAUUACGAGUGGACACCACAAUUUUCUGAUGAUAAGUACUCUGGUGAGAAAGAGUACAUCAAUAAAAGUGGUGGGGGCCAGCAUGGGAAGAGAUCUUCUAGCUUUGUUAAAGGGAGGAAUCUGAGGAUUGGGUCUAAAAUUGCCAGCGAGGAAGCUUCCUUCAAGAAUGGGAUCAACAAUGGCAAAAACAAUGCAAAAGAGUACUCAUCUGGCAAUCAUUUGAAGCGCCACGGAACCGAUUCAGACAGCAAUGACAGAAAGUACAAGGGUGAGCAUGACGAGUUUUCUAGUUCUAAAUACCGCAAAGUUUCUGAUGAUGGCACACGUUCUACUCACACAACAGAGCACUCUUCACGCCUGUCUGUGGAUAGGUCAUACAGAACUGCUUCUUCUGGUCGAAGCUCUGUUACUGAGAGGCAUUCUUCGAGGAAUCAGGAUUCAUCUAGAGCAGCUCGUGAGAAGAACAAUGGUAGCCCUCAUCAUUCCGAGAGGUCCCCACACAGUCUGAUCCUUCAUCUCGAUUACCGGGAUCGUAGCCCAGCCCGCCGUGACCAUUUGAGUCAUCAUGAUGAUCACAGUAGGUCUCCCUAUGGGCGUAGUCGUCAUUCUGAUCAAAGGAGUAGCCCCAGUUAUUCUGGGUGGCCCCCACAAGAUCAAGCUAGACAAUAUGAUAAAAAAGACAGGAAAGCUAAUUUAAUGGAAAGGUCUCAACAUGCUCAUGGUAGGUCAGGCAUAAGUAAUAGGGAAACAUGCAGGAAAAGUUGGUCUAGCGAGAAGCAAGCGAGUCUCUUGGAAGGUAAACAUCUAGAGGAGAACCCUAACCCGAAGGGCUGCAGUGGAAAAGAUGAUGAUGUUUCUGUAAAAGAUUCUGAAGUUAAAAGGUAUCUGGAGAAUAAUAUUGGAUCAAUCGACAAAUCAUAUGCGAAACAGAGCGAUGGUGAAGAGUUGCUUCAGUGUCCUGCAGUGAGUACCAUGGAGUCUCUGAUAGAAUAUGCAGAUGUUGAGGAGGUCGUUUCCAUGGAAGAAGACAUGGACAUAUGCAAUACACCGCCACAUGUCACUAAGGCUUCUGAUGCAGUGUUAGGAAAGUGGCACUACCUCGAUCUGUCUGGUGUGGAACAAGGUCCUUCCAGCUUAUUUAGCCUGAAAGCACUUGUUGAAGAGGGCUUUCUUGCAUCUGAUCACUUCAUCAAACAUGUAGAUAGUGAGAGGUGGGUAACUGUUGAAAAUGCAGUUUCCCCAAUAGUGAGUGCUAAUUUUCCCUCAAUUGUUUCAGAAACUGUUACGCAACUGGUCAGUCCUCCUGAGGCUCCUGGUAAUAUCUUGGCAGAUAUGGGCGACUUUUCUCAAGAUGGAUACCAGCCUAGUGAACACAUGAUUGAGAAAGUGGCAAUGCCAGUAUUAUGCUCUAUAGACAGUUUCUGUGCAUCUGAUUCUUUAGAAGAUCUUUGUAUUGAUGAAAGGGUAGAGGCUUUACUGAAAGAUAUAACUGUUAUCCCUGGCAGGGAACUGGAGGUUGUUGGAGAGGUGCUUAAAUUGAGUUCCGAGCAUGGGCAAUGGGAGAGAUGGAAUGAUAUUGAAGGUUUCACUUGGGACCAAUCUCUUAUAGGCGGUCACUCUAAUGAAAGAAGUGUGAAGUGUGUGCCUGAGUCUUUGAUAAAAGAAUCCUCAGAAUCUAGGCCUAUUUUAACAGCAUUAUCUGAGGCAGAUAACAUAUUUUCACAUACUGACAAUGAUGAAUGGUUUUCUGGACAUUGGUCGUGCAAGGGUGGCGAUUGGAGGAGGAAUGAUGAAACUGCACAAGACAAAUCAUGGAAAAAGAAACUUGUUCUAAAUGAUGGGUAUCCUCUAUGCCAGAUGCCCAAAUCUGGGAAUGAAGAUCCAAGAUGGCACAAGAAGGAUGAUUUGUAUUACCCUUCACAGAGCCGCAGGUUUGAUCUUCUAUCCUGGGCUUUUACAUCUCCAGAUGAGGGGAUUGAUUCUAAUGCUGCAAGCAGAUCUGGUCAAAAUAAGCCUGCCAGUUUCAGGGGUGUUAAGGGAAUGGUGCUUCCUGUGAUCAGGAUAAAUGCAUGUGUGGUCAAGGACCAUGGCUCAUUUGUGCCUGAGAGCCGCACAAAAGCUAGGGCAAAGGAAAGAUAUCCUCUAAGGUCCACCCACUCAUAUUCAGCAAGCCGUGAUUCAAAGGGGCUAUCUGAAGAAGGUAUUUCUUGCACAAAGAAUACACAAGAAACAGAUUCAUGCACCUCCCACAAGAUCAGAUUGCCCUUGAGCAUUCCAAGAGAUCACAUUUGCACGUCUAAUGAGUUGCAGUUGCAGAUUGGUGAUUGGUACUAUCUUGAUGGUGCUGGGCAUGAAAAAGGGCCUUUUUCAUUUUCAGAGUUGCAGGUAUUGGUUGAUAAAGGAGUUAUCAAGAAAUAUAUCAGUAUCUACAGGAAAGCAGAUAAGAUAUGGGUCCCAGUUACUUCUCGUGAUGAGAGUCAUGAUCAUUUAAAAGAUCACAGGAAGAAUCAUGUGAAGUUUAAGGAUGCUACUGGAUCCACCUUUUCCAAGUCGAGUGAUGUGUUGGGUAGAAGCACUGGUGUUUCGAGUACAUUUCAUGAUUUGCAUCCCCAAUUCAUUGGGUUCACUAGAGGAAAACUCCAUGAGUUGGUGAUGAAGACUUACAAGAGCAGAGAGUUUGCUGCAGCUAUUAAUGAGGUCUUAGAUCCCUGGAUUGGUGCUAGACAACCAAAGGAGUUAGAAAAUUUUCAGAAAUUAGAUCUAUUUCGUGCAAACAAAAGAGCCAGGGUGGAGGGUAGUGAAGAUGAGUAUGAAUUGGAAGAUGAGACAUCAACCCUUACGAGGGACGAAUGCCCAUUUGAAGUUUUAUGUGGAGAUGCAACUUUCAACAAAGAUCUUGAUACUGAAUCUCAACUUGAAAGGCAGAGCUGGGGGUUGCUUGAUGGCCGUGUUCUUUCAAGGGUGUUUCAUUACCUUAAAGCUGAUAUAAGGGCACUGGUUUAUGCCGCAUCUGCUUGUAAACACUGGAAUUCUGUUGUGAAGUUCUACAAGGACAUCUCGAGGCAGGUCGACUUGUCAUCUGUUUCUUCACAAUGUACAGAUUCUAUAAUGAGGAGCAUAAUGAAUGGUUAUAACAAGCAGAAGAUUAGUUCCUUGGUUCUACGUGGCUGUGCCACUAUUUCCUCCAGUAUGCUUGAGGAUAUUCUUAAGUCAUUCUCCUGCAUUUUGACUAUAGACAUUAGAGGUUGCUACCAGUUUGAGAGUUUGUUUCUUAAAUAUCCAGAUGUUAACUGGAUCAGAAGCCAUGGUCCGGGGUUGAAAUUGAGAUCGCUCAAAAAUUUAACUGAUAAGACCUCAUCAUCUCAUGUAGAUGAGUCAUGUGGACUUAGAGAUUAUUUGGAAAGUUCUGAAAAGAGAGAUUCUGCGAAUCAGUUAUUUCGUCAGAGCUUGUACAAACGCUCCAAAGUUUUUGAUGCUAGAAAGUCCUCUUCUAUCCUCUCUCGAGAUGCCCAUUUAAGGCGUUUGGCGAUGAAAAAGUCUGAAAAUGGUUACAAGAAAAUGAGGGAAUUUCUUACUUCAAGCCUGAAUGCUAUAAUGAAAGAGAAUUCCUUUGACUUUUUUGUUCCAAAGGUUGCAAAAAUCAAAGAGAAAAUAAAAAGUGGAUACUACACUGUCCAUGGCCUGAGGUCUGUCAAAGAAGAUAUAAGCCGGAUGUGUCAUGAUGCACUAAAGAUGAAAAAUCGUGGCGAUUCCCUACAGAUGAACCGCAUUAUUGAGUCUCUUAUAUGUCUUGCUACAAGAUUGGAAGAAGGUCCACUAUCAUUUUAUGGAGAUGAGAUGCCACGAAAUUCAAAAGAUGACUCACCUCCAGGGUUCUCAUCUACUGCUUCCAAGUAUAGGAAGAUUUUUAAUAAAUCUUGUGAAAAGAAGUACAACAGCUCUAGUAAUGGACAUACCAUGGUUAAUAGUGUAUCAGACUUUAGUGAAUAUGCAUCAGAUCAAGAAAUAAAAAGACGCCUAUCUAAGCUGAAUGUAAAAUCAGUACACUCGGGUGACGAUUUUAGCCAAUCUUCUGAUGAAAGCAUGACUGACAGUAAGAGUUCUGCUUCUGAAACAGAAAGUGAUUUGGACUUGCGCUCAGAAGGUGGGGAAUUGGAAUCUAGAUAUGAUUCAUAUUUCACUGCAGAUGAUGGCUUUGAUUCCUUCACUGAUGACCGUGAAUGGGGGGCUCGAAUGACUAAGGCAAGCCUUGUUCCUCCAGUUACCCGGAAAUAUGAAGUCAUUGACCAUUAUGUUAUUGUAGCUGAUGAGAAAGAAGUCAAAAGAAAGAUGCUAGUUUCUCUGCCAGAGGAUUAUGAUGAGAAGUUUAGUGCUCAACAGAAUGGCAUAGAGGAGUCUGAUAUGGAAAUUCCUGAAGUCAAGGAUUAUAAACCUCGAAAGCGUCUUGGGGAUGAGGUGAUUGAGCAGGAAGUGUAUGGAAUUGAUCCUUACACUCACAAUCUUCUCCUUGAUUCCAUGCCGGAUGAGUCUGAUUGGUCUCUCCUUGAUAAGCACUUAUUUAUUGAAGAUGUGCUCCUGCGAACUCUGAAUAGGCUAGUUAGGGACUUCACAGGUAAUGGAAACACUCCUAUGAUAUUUCCUCUGAAACCUGUCUUUGAAGAGAUCCUAAAAAAAGCAGAGGAAAAUCAGGAUAGGAGAACUGGAGUGCUAUGCCAGGUCAUGCUUAAGGCAAUUGAUAGCCGUCCACAGGAUAAUUAUGUUGCUUACAGAAAGGGACUUGGCGUGGUUUGCAACAAAGAAGGUGGCUUUGGCCAGGAGGACUUUGUUGUCGAGUUCCUCGGUGAGGUUUAUCCUGCUUGGAAGUGGUUUGAAAAGCAAGAUGGCAUUCGUUCAUUGCAGAAGAAUAGUAAAGAUCCUGCCCCAGAGUUUUAUAACAUAUAUCUUGAAAGGCCUAAGGGUGACGCAGAUGGGUAUGAUCUAGUUGUUGUUGAUGCAAUGCACAAGGCAAACUAUGCAAGCCGAAUCUGUCAUUCAUGUAGACCUAACUGUGAAGCAAAAGUAACUGCUGUUAAUGGUCAGUAUCAAAUUGGAAUUUACAGUGUUCGCCCAAUAGCAUUUGGUGAGGAAGUCACCUUUGAUUAUAAUUCUGUCACAGAGAGUAAAGAUGAGUAUGAAGCUUCUGUGUGCUUGUGCGGCAGCCAGGUCUGCCGUGGGAGUUACCUGAACCUUACAGGUGAAGGGGCCUACCAAAAGGUCAUUGAGCAGUAUCAUGGAAUACUGGACAGGCAUGGUCUGUUAUUGGAGGCCUGCGAACUCAAUUCAGUUUCUGAAGACGACUACAUUGAUCUUGGGAAAGCCGGUCUUGGAAGUUGUUUACUUGCCGGGUUGCCUGACUGGUUAAUUGCUUAUUCAGCUCGUGUGGUGAGAUUCAUUAAUCUUGAGAGGAUAAAACUCCCCGAUGAGAUACUUAGGCAUAAUUUGGAAGAGAAGAAGAAGUACUUCUCUGAUAUUUGCAUUGAGGUGGAGAAAAAUGAUGCUGAGAUCCAGGCUGAGGGCGUUUACAAUCAGAGGCUUCAGAACCUUGCGCUAACUCUCGAUAAGGUAAGGUAUGUAAUGAGAUGUGUGUUUGGUGACCCUAAAGAGGCGCCUCCUCCUUUAGAGAGGCUUAGUCCAGAAGCAGCAGCCUCUUUCAUAUGGAGAGGGGAGGGGUCACUUGUAGAAGAGCUUCUUCAGUGCUUGUCCUCUCACAUGGACGACAGUGUGUCAUAUGAACUCAAGUCCAAGAUUCGUGCUCGGGAUCCUUCUCGGUCUGGUGACAUUAGCAAGGAGCUCAGAAAAUCAUUACUAUGGUUGAGAGAUGAGGUCCGGAACCUACCAUGUACAUAUAAAUGUCGGAAUGAUGCUGCUGCUGACUUGAUUCAUAUAUAUGCUUAUACAAAGUGCUUUUUUAGAAUAAAAGAAUACAAGAGUGUAACCUCCCCACCUGUUCAUAUCAGUCCUCUUGACCUCGGACCUGAGUAUGCUGAUAAGCUAGGGUCUGGUGUGCAUGAAUAUUGCAAGAUAUAUGGUGAGAAUUAUUGUUUAGGGCAAUUGAUAUAUUGGCACAAUCAAGCAAAUGCGAAUCCCGAUAAUAGCCUAGCCAAGGCAAGCCGUGGUUGUCUGACUUUACCCGAAGUUGACUCUUUUUAUGCUAAAGCCCAGAAGCCUUCCCGCCAACGUGUUUAUGGCCCCAGGACAGUGAAGUUAAUGCUAUCCAGAAUGGAGAAGCAGCCUCAAAGAGCAUGGCCAAAGGAUCAGAUAUGGUCAUUCAAUGGCAACCCCAAAAUUGUGGGCAGCCCUAUGCUGGAUGCGGUGUUGCACAAGGCCCCCAUAGAUAGGGAUCUGGCGAUCUGGUUGAAGAAUCGGCCUGCCAUUUUCCAGGCACCAUGGGACCGAUGAUAUUUUUGCAGUCAUACUGGAUUACUGGCCGAGGGAGUUGCAGCAUGCAUGUGUCAGUUAAUGGAGGGAUAUUUCGAUGAUUAGGUAUUUUUUUCGUUUCUUUUCGUUUCUUUUCGUUUCUUUUUCGUUUCUUUUUGUUUCUUUUUUGUUAUUUGAAGAUAGAGAGUAGGUAUAAGUGAUGGCUCGCCCCGUGUAGUCCAGGGGUUAUGGUGGGUGGUUGCUUCAUUCAUAUAUAUAUAUAUAUAUGUAUAUAUAUAUAUGCUGGCUCUUUUGCUGCUUCCAUUGUGUAUUCUUGUGUACAGUUCCAGUUCUAUUUUCCAUUCUUUUCUCUGUUUUGUAGUGUGUAAUUCCUCAUUUUAGGGGGUACGUUCUUGUUCCUUAAUUCAGUGAAAUAUCAUGAAGAAAAGAAAUAUAAUUUUUCUAUCUAAAAGGAUUAAUUUAUCAAUCUCAGAUAA
Messenger RNA from Cuscuta epithymum, 8004 nucleotides. Lineage: Eukaryota; Viridiplantae; Streptophyta; Magnoliopsida; Solanales; Convolvulaceae. The record is from the annotation of a GenBank genome assembly.